CGCGGGCCACUCCGGGCGGUGUCGCGCGAGCAGCAGUCAGUGUCAGGUGUCCUUCAGGUUUCUCAGAAGCUCUGACUGAACGGAAGUUCUCACAGGUUGACAGACAUGGAGAACGGUUCCUUUAAUCGCCGGUCCUGGGCAGCGCAAUCCUUGCGUAUCACCGCUAAGGAGCUGUCGCUGGUCGGUGGGAAGAAAAACGCCAUUGCAGAUCGAUUCUCCAAGUACCAGAAAGCUGCUGAGGAGUCCAGUGCAGAGAAGAAAAAAGGAACCAUCGAAGGUGCUCCAACCUCUCUGCGCUCUGGCAACUUGAGCGCUCUUAAGAAGCGCUGGGAGCAAGCAGGAAACCUAAAUCAGGAUAAAAAAGCCCCAGCUCCAGCUCCGAGUGGGUCCAGCCUUCGCCGCAGACAUUCAGCCCUGACCAAGCCUGCUCCCAUCCGUGAGGAACCACCGCCCGUGAAGCCUCAGGACCCACCUAGCGAUCAGGGGGAUCAGCGUGCAGCCAGGCGGGUCCAGCAGCCUCCUGUAGCCCCAGUGGGUAAAGAGCAGAGAGGGAUGGACAGGGAUGAGGUCACAGAGAGAGAAAAACCUCAGCCCAUUGAGGAGGAAGUUCCCACCAGCCCAAGCGCUGCUUAUGAAAAGCCCAGGGUGCCGCUGAACAACCUAAAGAUGAAGUUUGAGAAGCGAGAAGAUUCCACUAGGGAGGUUGGUCGGUCAACACUACGCAGCACUUCAUCCGAGGACUCAGAAAAUCCCAUCAGUACACGUGGUUUGAGCCGAUCUUCAUCUAUGAAGGAGAAGUUGGCCCAGUAUCAGUUUGCCGUUGCUAAACAAGACACCAGCCGCUCUGCUCAGCCAUCAGAGGGGUCUGCUCCAAGAAGAUCUGUAUCUAUGAAAAUCAGACACACUCCAGCAGCCGAGUGCAACGGAGAAGGCACCGAACAACCCAAAGUAACCAGGAAGUUUCGGCCAGUGGUGAGGGAAACAUGCACGGCCUGUGAGAAAACAGUGUACCCGCUGGAGAAGCUGGUGGUUUGUGGGAACAUUUACCACAAAAAAUGCUUCGCCUGUAUUCACUGCAACACAAAGCUGGGUCUGGGGAACUAUGCUUCUCUGCACGGGAAGAUCUACUGCAAGCCGCAUUUCAGCCAGCUGUUCAAAGCCAAAGGAAACUAUGAUGAAGGUUUUGGUCAUCGUCCUCAUAAGGAGCUGUGGGAACCUCGGGAUGAAGAUGAAAGUGAGGAAGCGCCAAAGCCUAAAGAGCCACCAGUGGUGGUGAAACAAUCAGCUGAGAGAGUGUCUGACACGCAGCCAGAGCCUAAUGGGGAAACAUCCCCCCAGGUGAAGGUCACAGACAUGGCAGCUUUACUGGAGACCCGCACAAAGAAGCAUGUUGGUUCUGGAGAGAAGACCCAGUCUGCAGACAAGCCAGCCGAGACCCGUAAGCUGAAGGUCGCCUGGCCUCCUCCUGCUGGCGAAGACCAAUCUGGAACAGGACCGCUGAGUCCAGCUGCGGAGGAGGUCCCUUCAAGCCGACCCUGGAGAGCCAAGUGGCCCCCAGAGGAUGAAGUGCAGUCAUCUUUCCAGAGCUCCGAGCGGGCCGAGCUCAAGAGCCUGAGGAGGAGCACCUCUCUUAAGGAACGCAGCCGUCCUUUCACACUUGUGGCCAAACCCAAUCCUACAGCAGCCGCAGGUCCUAGAGAGCCCCGCCGUCCUCUCAAGGGACUGCUGGAAUGGAGGGCAUCAUUUGAGGAGAAACAGUCGACUGAGGAAAGACCCAAAGAAAACAACAAACAGGAGGGAAAGCAGAGGACAAAUGAAACAACAAACGGAGCAGGAAUCACCUUAAAGGAGGAGAAGGUGACUCCGAAUGAAGAUAAGAAGGAGAGGAUGGAGAAAGCAGAGAGGGAAGCUGGAAAAGAGAACCACUCCUCUCAGGAUGUGGAAGACAACAAAGAGGGGAGUGAUGGCGAGGAUCUGAGCGCUGAGGAUAUAAUCAAGAGGAACCGCUACUACGAUGAAGAUGAUGAGGACUCAUUAGUGUAAGAUCAUCGGCCCAUGAUUUCACUUCCAAAAAACCCUAACAUAAAAAAACAACAACUUUUCAUCUCAUAUAUCGAUCAUUAAUUUAGUUUUUCCAGAUUUCGCACCAACAUAAACCAAAACUAUACCAGCUAUCUGUGAACUAAGCACAAAUGUCUUUUUGCUUUUGUUUCAAUAUUUGUAAAUAUAUAUAGAAAAUGCUCAUUAAAUUGCAUACCCUCUUUAAAAUGAAGAAAAGCAUUAAAUUAGAUUCUUUUUACUACAUGUUUUAUAUUAGCAACGCUACCAAAACAUUGGGUAAAACUCUUGUUCUCACUCAGGGAUGAAAAAGCUGGUUGUUGUCCAGUUUUGUCCAUGCCUUCCUAAUAGAUCCUCUCUGAACUGUUGUUUUAUUUCUCGUAAAUGUUUCUGAAUAUUGUUUUUUAGUAAAAUUUUGAUUUAGCUGUCAGGAUUCCAGCUGCAUUAAAUGUGACAGUCUUCAUUCCUUUACGUAGUCUGGCAUAUAUUCAUACGUAGCUUGUGUAAUUAGACGAUUAUUUGUAAUUGUGUUGCAUUUUACAAAAGCUGCCAUUUUUCUCAAAUCAUCUCUUGAAAUGGACCAAACCAGCUGCCAAUAUUUCAAUGUCAAAUUGUACUUUCCAACAUCUCUAGGGGCCUUUUAAGCAUAAAGAAACACUUCCACAUGUAAUCCUUUUUUUUAUGUGAAACAUUUUUAUGUAUUUCGUUGUUUGCACAACAAUCUAUCUUCUUGCGAUUGAGAUCAGUCUGUUGCUGAAACAGAAUAAACUACUGAGA
Cyprinodon variegatus (sheepshead minnow) is the source of this 2835-nucleotide messenger RNA. Its product is annotated as LIM domain and actin-binding protein 1-like. The transcript is spliced from 10 exons. Gene Ontology annotation, cellular component: actin cytoskeleton; plasma membrane. Gene Ontology annotation, biological process: actin filament bundle assembly. Gene Ontology annotation, molecular function: actin filament binding. Lineage: Eukaryota; Metazoa; Chordata; Actinopteri; Cyprinodontiformes; Cyprinodontidae. The record is from RefSeq and is a predicted model, not a curated record. The coding region runs from base 106 to 2043 and encodes 645 amino acids.